AUGUCAAGCUACUUUUUUCAACGAAUAAAAAAUUUACCGACAACUGGUAAUAAUAAUAUUAGUAAUAAUUCACGAUUUAUACAACAAUCAAAAACAACAAUAAAAACAGAAUUAACACCAAGUGUGAGUGAUGAUGAAUUAUUGACUAGUGCCCUAAAAUUUGAACAAGCAUUACAAAAUAAACAAGUCGAAGAAAAUACAAAGAAAACAAGAGAACCUCAAAUCAAUAACUCGGAUAUACGUACAUUUUUUAAAAAACCAGACUCUUCUGCCAUCAAUGCAUCAUCAUGUUUAUCGAAACCACUCAAAAUCAGUACUAGUGAUAUUCCUUCUUCAAAUGAUCGAUUGAAACAAGAAUUAAAUACUAUUGUUUCAUCGUCGAAAAAACGGCCGGCUAAUGAUAGUAGUGAUGAAGAUAUUGUUCCGUUGGAUCUUCCAUCUCCAUCGAUUAUUCGACCACCUGUGAAAAAAAUACCUAAUAGUAAACCUGAUUUUAAUUCUUUUGCUCCAAGAGAUCAAACAGUCAGUGAAAGAACAAAAUCAAUAUUAAAUACAUUACGCAAUCGUCGAGCACGUGGUGAACAAGUUCCAAUGACACAAAUCGUUGCUGAAGAACAAUUGAGAGUACGUGAAAAAUUAAUGCGCAAACCAAAGCCAACAACAGCAAAUGAUGAAAAACGUAAGAAAGUUUUACUUUUAAAAAAUCGAUAA
Messenger RNA from Rotaria sp. Silwood2, 711 nucleotides. The record is from the annotation of a GenBank genome assembly. Lineage: Eukaryota; Metazoa; Rotifera; Eurotatoria; Philodinida; Philodinidae.